AUGCAUUGGUUUCUUGCGAUUUCAUUGCUAUGCUCAUUGCUGCAUACAUCUCGGGCACACCACACAGAAGAAUACAACGAGGAACUGACUCUUCGUCCUCUGCCUGAUGGAAAGCUGGCAGUACGUUUCUCUUUCACCACGCUCCUGAAAGGAGCGCGACCUCGUGCACCCGGCAGUCUCAACGAGGAGGAUGAAUCACAGCACUACACACUGUUCCCGCUCGCUCUCGGGCAGAUUCUGAGAGAGUAUGCCCUCACAGAGCUUCAUCUUACUCUCAAUGCCGGUCGAUGGGACUAUGACCGCUGGGGGUACCCUGACGAGACAGGCGUCGGGACGGGUGCAGAGCUUUGGGCUUGGAUGGGCGAAGGCGCGCCUACUAGUGUCGAUCAACGCUGGAAAGACACACAAAAUGCGUUGGCUGGCCUCUUCUGUGCAUCUCUCAAUGGGAUGAAUACUCAAGUCACAACCUCUCCGACGCGUGCUUUCCCUCCUGCUGGCGAUCUCCCUGUACUGACAACACCACACACCCACCGUCUCCGCCACGCUACGCUCGCCGCAGAGCAUGUUUGCACCGAAAACCUCACCCCAUUCCUCAAACUCCUUCCUUGCCCUGCCCGCGCAGGCAUUGCGUCGCUCCUCAUGGCUCAUAAAAUCUUCGAUGCCGACUGGCACGGCCUUGGCGUUCAUGUGAGAUGGAGGGCAGACGCCGGCGUGGAGCUUGCCCUCACUGUACAGGCCGUCCUUGAUCCCGUUCGUAUAUCUGUAGAAGGGAGAAGAGAUUGGUCGCUAAGGUCCAUAUUUGACCGUACGAUUUCUCGACCAUGUCCGGUCGCAAACAGCAGUCGAAUCCGUGUCGAACUUCCGUCUAUAAGCGGCAGUGCCUAUUCGAUAACACCUGAGCCUUCAAAUAUAGAUGGCAGUCUUGCAACAUACAAUGUCGCGGAAGGUUUGAACGAACUCGAUGUAGCCUUGCGGUGGCCUGGGGAAACUUCGUUCACAUAUCCUCUGGACAUUUCCCGAUCUUCUCUAUCUGAGUUUUCCGUGCAGCGCACGCUGAAGGGCUCAAGCCAGACCCAGGGCCAAAUCUCGCUAGUGAUUCGCAACAAUCGUCCAUAUGAAAUACGUUUGCUGUAUCUCGAAACAAUGCCUUGGCAUGUAGAGUUCUACUUGCAUACCUUGCGCGUAGAGAUAGCUGGGCAGAAGCACAACAACCUGGUUUCCAACCUCACAUACACGCCUCCCAUACCACAUUUCAGCCCAGCUCUCUUGCAAUCUGUGAUCACGCUCCCGCCAUCGGCGACCCUAUUCAUAUCAAUGGACGCCUCAAAAUCCUUCCUACGCUACACCGAGCACCCGCCAGAUGCCCAACGCGGAUGGGAUCUCCCACCCGCCGUCUUCGUCCCGCUUUCCAACUCCAACUCGACCUUCGUGCUCGAUCGAGCAAGCAGACGCUGGGACGGCACAAGACGGGUGUACACCCCCGCGAUGCUCGUCGACCUCCCCACACCGGAUUUCAGCAUGCCGUAUAACGUGAUCAUCAUGAGCUGUACGCUCAUCGCGCUGAUCUUCGGGAGCGUCUUCAACCUGUUGACGAGGAAGUUUGUGGUGACCAAGUUGCCAGGGCGGGCGGACGUUCGAAGUGACAGUGUACAGCGGUGA
Messenger RNA from Heterobasidion irregulare TC 32-1, 1659 nucleotides. RefSeq lists its product as uncharacterized. Gene Ontology annotation, cellular component: GPI-anchor transamidase complex. The transcript is spliced from 7 exons. Gene Ontology annotation, biological process: attachment of GPI anchor to protein. The record is from RefSeq and is a predicted model, not a curated record. NCBI's taxonomy places the organism in Eukaryota, Fungi, Basidiomycota, Agaricomycetes, Russulales, Bondarzewiaceae. The coding region runs from base 1 to 1659 and encodes 552 amino acids.